Messenger RNA from Mesorhabditis spiculigera, 3159 nucleotides. Lineage: Eukaryota; Metazoa; Nematoda; Chromadorea; Rhabditida; Rhabditidae. The record is from the annotation of a GenBank genome assembly.
AUGAACGAGAAUGAGAGCCCGUCAGAGCUGGAUUACCCAAUCCCCCUCGAACGCCCAGUUCCGAAACCCAGGAAGAAGCUCCCGCCUCGAACUUCGGAUGACUCUGACUCGAGCACCAGCACCUUGAUAGCCCCAACACCUCCCCCUCGACCUCCUCCACCUCGUCCUCGGGCUCGGGAGGCCCCGAAGCUUUUUCCACGCAGUCCUCACUACAUUCCGGACCCGAACAAGAUGCCCUCGCCUACUCCGCAGCUACCACCAAGGCCGCCACCACCAGCCAUUAUGCGGCCAACAUUGCCAAGUAUGGACGAUCCGAACCAUGCCUUACCCUAUCCACUAACCGAUCGGCUUCCGGUAGCUCCAAAUGGCCCUCCAGAAAUCGGUUGGUUCCAGAUCCCAACCGGCCCCCUCGAGGCUCCUCCACCACCUCAAACAUCACAAGAUCCAAUGCAACCAUUGCCCACAAUCCCUCAAGGCGCCGCAUUCCGCGAACCCGUACCGAUGAAAUCGGCCGAGUUUGGUUCGGAAAGCUUUGUCCCCGAUCGCCCCGCUCUCCCGAAUUACUUUGAUCCCCCGCAACCACAAGUCAUCACACCCCCCGAUCCGGUGGUACAACAGCCGACGCCUUCUGACCUCGAAUUGCUCGGCCAAUUCUCAAUGUUCCACACGGAAUACGUUGAUGCUGCCAGUGAAAUCAUUGACGUCGUCGAGAAUCCGAUAUAUCUGAAGCUGAGCGAAUUCCGACCAAGGCGAUAUUGUGAUGAUGAUACGAUUUAUGCAACGAUUAAAAAGCGCCCUGACAAUUUGCCAAAUUUGCUGUACGUUGGUUUUGGGCCGGAGCAGAUUCAGAAAACGAUGGAUCGGUCACCCCUCCCCGCGUCACCAGUUGCUCGCCCGAACUCUAUUAGCCUCCAAGAUACGACUCGCCAAGAAUCCGUCGAAAGUUCCGGCGAAAAAACACCGACACCCUCAAAACCACCGCGAACUUUCGCCGCCGAGGCUGCCUGGCCGUCAAAACAAUGGAGGGAAAGCAAGUCGAUGUCGUGCUCGGAUGAGGACGCGACUCCGAUCGCGAGCCACGCUUUCUUUCCCGACAAUUUGGCCACAAUUUCGGCCGCUGACAGCACGACGAACAUUUUUGGGGCUGAUGAGGUGGAGGAGAUGGAUUAUAAUGGCGGAAUGAUUGGUUGUUCUCUAGUCACAGUUGACACGCCACUGCCUGCAGACGAGGAACUUGCCAACAUCGAGACUGCCAUGGUCAUCGAUAAAACAAAUGACGACUCGCCUGAGUCAUCGUUGUACUUUUCUGGACUGGCCGACUACUAUCCCCUUAAAAAGGAUAAAAUCGCAUCUUAUGUCAAUCUAUCUGGGAAUAGUAUCGUUGUGUAUUCACAUGAAGAUCAUACUCAAAUCCUUGCCGGCCCUUUCGACCUGAUUCAUGCAGAAUUUAUUGGUUGCAAUGAGCAAACUGACCAGAUUAUUUGCCGAUUUAUGCGGGAGGAUGAGCCGAACGAGUCGCGAAAGUCGGCUAAAGAAUCGAGGAAAUGGGCCAAGGAUCGGGCCAAUAUGAGGGAGCUUCGGUUUUGUCCGCAGGGACAGAGGGAUGAUUGGCUGCAGAAGUUGGUUGAGAGCUGGUUCGCCGCCUCGUUCGUAAUCCGUGGAGAUCAGAAGCUGACCGGAAUGCUGGCCUGUGGUCGCGUAUGGCUCCGAAGAUUUGUGAGCGGGAGCUGGACCUCAGGAAUUGUGCUGCUGAAGAAGAACAAGCUCAGCUACUUGCCAGCACGGGCUGAAGAAUGGAUCGAUAUUGACAUCAGAAUGGUGGUGGCGAUGAAGGAAAAUUUGGAUGCUUCGGAAUGGUGUCCCAGGAUAUGGACAAAAGAAAAGGAGCGCGAGAAGGGGCCUGGGCCAUUUUUGGUGGCUUUUGAGAAUCAUUCCUUGUAUAUCGAAUGCGAUGAUGGCGAUGCUACAACAUUAUGGAGAAAAACGAUUGUUUCGGCACUUACCGUAAACCAGCUGGACCUGGAGCAAUGCCGAUUGACGCAUGACAGCGUGCCCGUCCAUAUUGAUAAGUGCAUCCGCUUCAUUGCUGUUUACGGCCUUGACCAAGAGGGGUUGUAUCGUAAGAACGGGAGAGUAGCGGAGGCGAAGAAAAUUAGGGAAUCGCUGCUGCAAGAACCUCGCGAUUUCCAAAUCACAAAGCUAACCGAAGAAACGAUUUUCGCGGUCUGCGACGUGAUGUCUGAACGGAAUAAGGCGAAGAUUGAGAAUGUGGCAAAGAUCUUCGGCCCUACACUAUUUACUGUCGAAUCGUAUGCGGAUCGCUAUGGGCAUGGAAAUUCGUUGAACAACCAGCGGCCCACUUGGGUUUGUUACCUGGAGCAGGACCCACUGUACGAAACGCCUAUUGGUGUGACGGCUGAUAUGAUCCUAUGCUACAGCUCAAUAUUUCCGGAUCUCAGCGGCUUACCGGUUAAUAUGGGACAGAUCGCUGAAGCGGAAAUGAAAUCACGGCUUGCCAAGCAAAGAGUUGAUGGUCUCCUAGUCCCGGUUCAUCUUUGGGAGCGUGAUAACAGAGCUUUUAACGUCAAUAGUAAGCUCGUAGCCGAAGAAGUCUGCGAGGAAGCUAGAAGACUUCAUGGCUUCAACGCUCCGUUAUCUGGGAAAUAUGCUGUAUAUGAGAUGAUUAUGAAUGGCGCCUUGCAACGCCGCCUCUCAGAUAACGAAAAACUUGAUGAUAUCGUCGUUAACCGCUGGGUCCAAUGGAGAUGCAGCGAUGCCUAUCUUCUACUCGACCAUUUUUCUGACCAAUCUAUGACCCCAAACAGUUUCUCCGGGAAGGUGAAGGUGGCCGAGCCCGGGUCAAAAAGCUACAAGACUGUUGAGCUAGCGUUGGAGGAGGGGACGAAGGUAAAAAUGUACAAAAACAACAAGUUGGUGCAGACAUGGUGCGUUGAUUCGACGCUCUGGUUUGUGGGUGCGAAUCCGAGCCGAAAGUUCCCUCAUGCUCACUGCUUAACCUGCUUCGUCGACCUCCACUCCCCAAUCAGCGACAAAUCCGGCUGGGUCUUCUCCUGGGCCAAUAUCAUCGACCGGAACCACUUCCACAAUGCCAUUGUUAGGGCCCAAACUAGGGGCGAGUGCCCGGUGCUGCUUAGACUG